CCCCUGGUACAAAAUUCAACACUCGAUUUUAACUCCACCACCCCACUUCCCAGUGGCUCUCUCUGCGGGUGAGUCAUGUGUGGUCUCUGUCCAUAGCAAAUCAGAAAGCAUCCAUUAAAGGCUAUCUUAUUUCUUAAUUCUCAGCCACAAUUCGUCCAGUACGAUAUAUCACAUCGAUACGAAAAGUCAAAUUAUCAACAUGAAAAGCAGUUUGAGAGCUUGACGAAGAUUCAGCCCAGUCACCAAUAGAGAGCUAUGCCUCCUCUGGAUUUCAAAGAUUUCCAAGAAAAGCUCUCAACCCAUUUCAGGCCUUUUCACCGCUCCUUCCAGUUCUGGGUGCGAGCGGUUGAUAUCUACACUGGCUACAAGGUGUUUCAACUUCGGGUGAGUUUCGUGAAGGAUGUGAAGAAGCAGGAGGAAAUGUGGGAGGUGCAACACGAACUUGCAGCUGAGAAGAUAUAUGCUACGUGCGCUGACCUUGGUGGGUUUUUUCUUAAGAUUGCCCAAAUUAUUGGAAAGCCUGACUUGGCCCCAGCUGCAUGGGUUAGAAGGCUUGUUACACUGUGUGAUCGAGCUCCUGCAACCCCAUUUGAUGCAAUCCAACCUGUGCUGGAGAAAGAGUUGGGUCAAAGUAUUGGUGAAAUAUUUGAAAGAUUUGAUGUGGAUCCAAUUGGUUCUGCUUCAAUUGCACAGGUUCACCGAGCAAGAUUGAGAGGUGAUAAAAAUGAUGUUGUUGUCAAGGUGCAACAUCCUGGAGUUCAGGAUCUUAUGAUGACUGAUAUCCGUAAUUUGCAAGCUUUUGCUUUAUACAUGCAGAAGACAGAUAUUAAAUUUGACCUUUACUCUGUGACUAAAGAAAUGGAAAAACAGAUUGGAUAUGAAUUUGACUUCAUUAGGGAGGCUGAUGCAAUGGAAAGAAUAAAACGUUUUUUGUAUGAGAAUAACAAAAAGCGUCCUGUUUUGGUGCCACGGGUAAUACGUGAUAUGGUGACUAGGAGGGUCUUAGUGAUGGAAUAUAUUGAUGGAAUUCCUAUCCUGAACCUCGGUGAUGAAAUAGCAAAAAGGGGCAUUAAUCCGGGUGGUAAGCUCGCAGCAGCAGCAAAGCAGAAGAUCCUUGAAAGUUUGACUAUAGCAUAUGGGCAAAUGAUACUGAAGAGUGGUUUCUUCCAUGCAGAUCCCCAUCCUGGAAAUAUUCUGAUCUGCAAAGGUUCAGAGGUUGCAUUGCUAGACUAUGGGCAAGUGAAGGACCUCCCAGACAAGUUGAGGAUUGGAUAUGCUAAUUUGAUUCUGGCUAUUGCUGAUAAUGACCCAGUAAAGGCAUCAGAAAGCUACAGGGAGCUUGGCAUAGAGACCUUAAGCAAUUGUAAGGAUGAACAAAAUGAAUUAUUCAAGUUGGCCCAGACAAUGUUUGAUACAAAACUACCACCUGGAGUAGUGAUGCUACAACCUUUUGCAGAAGAUUCUUCAAUAAAAAAAGUUGGUGUUCAGGCUUUUCCAGAGGAACUGUUUUCUAUCCUUCGUACGGUUCAUCUAUUGAGAGGACUUAGUGUUGGCCUUGGAAUAAACUACUCAUGUGCAGACCAGUGGAGACCCAUUGCAGAAGAAGCCUUGGUUCGUGCAGGUAGAUUAAAAGAUAAGGAUGUCAAGAGCAGAGCACGUCAAAGCAGCUUCUUCAGAAGAAUAUUUUCGCAACAGUGAUUGGCUCAGUACAAAGGGGUUGGAGAAAGAGGCCACUGUAGACAAAGCUACAGUACUCAGGGAGUGUAGAUUCAGCAAAUCCACAUCCCAUCUCAUUAACUUAACAAAAGAAAAGAGAGACAAGAGAAAGAAAAAAAAAAAAAAAAAUAGUACACAGCAGUUUUCUGGUUUGUAAUUCCUUUGAACACCAGUUGUUGACUGGACAAUUCUUUUCCUCUGAAAUCAUAUGAUGAUGGAAAUAAGGAUUCAGCAAUCCAGGCAGUUUAACUGCUUGUUCACACUUCAACUCAUCUGUUUGAAGUGUGAACUCAGUUUAUGGCUGCCUACCAUGGAAAUCUUUUGACUGCUUGAUGUCAACUGAUUAGUAUUUGUUUGGAUACAAAGUGUAGGAACUCUUAUUUAUGCAUUCUGGUCUUACUCCA
Messenger RNA from Vitis vinifera (wine grape), 2120 nucleotides. RefSeq lists its product as uncharacterized. The record is from RefSeq and is a predicted model, not a curated record. Gene Ontology annotation, molecular function: ATP binding; protein kinase activity. NCBI's taxonomy places the organism in Eukaryota, Viridiplantae, Streptophyta, Magnoliopsida, Vitales, Vitaceae. Gene Ontology annotation, biological process: protein phosphorylation.